AUGGCUUUUUUACUCUUUUUAAAAAUUAAACUUUUUAAGUAUAACGGCGCAAAUAUUCAAUUACUCGAUCUUCCCGGAAUUAUUGAAGGUGCUUCUCAAGGAAAGGGCCGUGGAAGGCAAGUUAUUGCUGUUGCUAAAACUGCCGAUUUAAUUUUGAUGAUGCUGGAUGCAACAAAGGGGGAUAUUCAGAGAGGACUUCUCGAAAAAGAAUUGGAAGCUGUCGGUAUUCGUCUCAACAAAAAACGUCCAAAUAUUUAUUUUAAAAGAAAGGCUGGAGGAGGUGUUAAAUUCACCCACACAGUUCCACUGACUUUUUGUGAUGAAAAAAUGAUUCAAUCAAUUUUACAUGAAUACAAAAUAUUUAAUGCGGAUAUAAUCUUUCGAGAGAAUAGCACGGUUGAUGAAUUAAUUGACGUUAUACAAGGCAACCGAGUUUAUAUUCCAUGUCUAUAUGUUUACAACAAAAUUGACCAAAUUUGUAUAGAGGAAAUGGAUACUUUAGCUAAAAGUUCCCCUCAUAAUGUUGUUGUUAGCUGCGAAUUAAAUUUAAAUUUGGAUUAUAUGUUGAAGAGAAUAUGGGAAUAUUUGGCAUUAAUUAGAAUUUAUACUAAAAAGCCUGGAAGUCCGCCAGAUCUUGGUAAUUAUUAAAUUUUUUGUUUAUUCUUCGUAGACACUUGUUUAGCCUGAGGGGGUUUUUUGAGGAUUAUCAGCGACAUUUUUUCGGGACUCUUUUUUGAGGACUUUUUUUGAUGCUUCUUGUGAGUAUUUUUUUGCGGACUUUUUUUCGGAUUUUUUGUUGCUUCUUGUGGGUAUUUUUUGCGGAAUCUUCUUUGCGGAUACUAUUGCGGACUUCUUUUUGCGGACUUUCCUUUUGACUUUUUUGGACUUUUCCUUUUUUUAGCAGAUUUUCCCUUAUUUCUGGACCUUUUCCCUUUUUUUGAGUCAUUCCCUUUUUGCGGACUUUAUUUGCGACUUUGUCUGAGGAUUUUUUAACCAGACUUUUUGUACGGACUUUUUUCAGACUUUUUGGAUAUUUCGGACUUUUCUUUUGAAUUUUUUGCUGACUUUUCCUCCUUUUAGCGGAUUUUCUUUUAUUUCUGGACUUUUUCCUUUUUUGAGUCAUUCCCCCUUUUUGCUGAUUUUUUCGGAGAAUUUUGCGGAUUUUUUUCGCUGAUUUUUCUUGCGGACUUUUUUGCGGACUUUGUCUGCGGAUUUUUUUGC
This is a messenger RNA of Meloidogyne enterolobii, 1221 nucleotides long. Lineage: Eukaryota; Metazoa; Nematoda; Chromadorea; Rhabditida; Meloidogynidae. The record is from the annotation of a GenBank genome assembly.